Sphaeroforma arctica JP610 is the source of this 1500-nucleotide messenger RNA. RefSeq lists its product as hypothetical. Bases 221 to 1231 code for a protein of 336 amino acids. Gene Ontology annotation, molecular function: epoxide hydrolase activity. The transcript has 6 exons. The record is from RefSeq and is a predicted model, not a curated record. Lineage: Eukaryota; Ichthyosporea; Ichthyophonida.
AGUCUCUGAGUCUGAGACCACGACCAGCAGAGAGUCCUCGGACUCCUCAGAGACCUGACGUAAAUAACUAUUUUGUUAAUAAAAAAAGCAGUGUAAUUAUGUACGUACACGUAUAGAUAUAUGCGUAAAUAAAUAUCUAAAAGGUCGCUUCUGUGUAUUACACUUCAUUGAUCCUCACUACCACAAGAGUGAACACAGGUUGUAUCAAAUAAACAGUAAAAUGUUGGUGGCACGUCUUGGACAAGUGUCUCGCCCUGCCUCUUGGAGGCUGUCGCACAACUUGCGUAUGAUGAGCACGGGUACUACCUCCAGCGGUAUCGCAUACAUGCGCACUCCUGAAUCGGCCUUUAAUGUAGUGAAAGGCUUUGACUACGAACCCAAGUAUAAAGACCUAGAUGGUUUGCGUAUGGCUUACUAUGACGAGGGCAAGGGUGAAUCGGGACAUACCGUUCUCCUCAUGCACGGUGAACCGACCUGGAGUUAUCUGUACAAGGACAUGAUCCCUCCUCUUCUGGAGGCUGGACACCGAGUCGUUGCACCUGACUUGAUUGGGUUUGGACGGUCGGACAAACCCUUAGAGCGAAAGGCCUACACAUACGAAGCACAUGUGAACUGGACGCGGAUGUUCUUAGACCAGAUGAAGCUGAGUAACGUGACUGUUUUCUGCCAAGACUGGGGAGGUUUGAUCACGCUGAGAAUAGCCGGAGAGGAGGCUGACCGUUACGAGAGAAUCGCCUAUUGUGUACGACUCACAGUGGCCUCAAACACGGCGCUGCCGAUUGGUAAGAGUGCUGGUCCUGGAUUCGACGCGUGGCGAGAAGCGUCUCAGAAAAUGCCAGUUAUGAACUGCGGCAAAAUUAUCAAGAAUGCAGCAGUCAACCGCAAACUAGAGGACAGUGAUGUGGAUGCUUUCAAUGCUCCCUAUCCCGAUAUGAACGAGAGCUAUUUGGCGGGUGCUAGAGAAUUUCCAAUGAUUGUGCCCACUACCCCUGAGCACAAAUCGGUGACCGAGAACAUUGCUGCCUGGAAGGGCUUAGCAGCACGCCAGAAGCCGUUGCUGUCGUUGUGGGGAACCGCAGAUCCCGUGCUGGGGCCAGCUGAAUCACUGCUGAAGAAUAAAGUUCCGGGUGCUCAAGGCCAGCCACAUCAGACAUUCCCAAACGGAGGCCAUUUCAUGCAAUUGGAACACGGGCCUGAAUUGGCGAAAGCUAUGAAUGAUUGGCUGAAAUAAUGUGUGGACGUCUUCGAGAUAUGGUGACAAUUCCCUGCCCUGGGACAGUUCAUAUGGCUGAGUAAAGCAAUAGAGAUGCAUACAUUCAAACGAUCGAAUGGAACUCUUUACUUUGCUGGGCUUGUUUCGCGCACGGGCGUUUGUAAACCAGCAUCUACAUGAGGCAUUUGGCACUUGGCAAAUGUGCUACUCGCGUGAUAUAUAUAGAUAUAUAUAUAUACUUACAUAUUUACAUACCUACAUACUUACAUACUUAAAUACAUACGUAC